UCCAAGUUUUCUUGAUGCUGUGAUCAUGUUCAGAGUGUUUUUUUGAUUAUUUUGACUCUCCUUAGUCUUUUCAGUCUUUUCGGUUGUGUAACUUUGUUGUACGGUACAAAUUCAGGCUUUCUUAACUAUGUAAUUAACUUUAGUUUCCCCUGCGAUUCCACCACAAAUCAGGUACACUGUAAAACAGUAUUUGCUGUACGCAAUGGACAAGUUGAAUGCCAUCUCCACACUAUUUUUCGUCAUGGCGGAUGUAUUUGCCUUGGUGAGCUUAAUUCUUCCCGACUGGAUCGUCAGUGAUAUUGGCGGAGGUAGAACUCGCAUUGGACUGCUGGAGACAUGCUUCAUCAUUUACGGUCGUGAUCCCACAUGCGAAGCCUCAGUUUUGCCUACCGAGUGGACGUUCAGCUUGAUCCUUCUGGUGUUAGGAAUACUAACAUCCACUAUAACGUCCGUUCUGUUCGUUAUAUCGCAAUGGAGAUCGUCUGUGACAAAUGCGGCUCGCUGGAUUGGAUUCGUUGGCAUGAUAUUUUUUUGUUUGGUGGCUGUAACAUUUCCCCUGGGGUUUUCAAUGGAUGCCAUCGGUGGGGAUCCCUUCCAGUUGCCCAACAGCUUCCAAGUGGGGAUCUCGUACAUUUUAUUCGUGCUGGCACUUUGGAUUACCGUGGUGUCGGAGCUGAUCGCCGGAAAGGUCUGCUUACCUCACAUUCGAUAGAAUUGCUGAAUACACGUGAAUUAUUGUUCACAUUUAAAUUAUUAUGCUAAAUACUCUUCUUCUCAAGACGCUGCCUAUCGAGGAUGAAUCUCUUUUCCUUUGCAGUUGCGAAUUCGCAUUGAUCUGAUGUUACGAGUCUCCUUGUUUUCCGCUUUUAAAUUAUGCAUUGUAUUUUUUUAAUAAAUCCCAUUGGACUUGUUAGUUUGUGAUAUAUCUGAGAAAUUGUGCAGGGAUAUUUGUCUUGUUAUUCCAAGUACUGUCGUAGUGUUCUUAAAAAGACAGCAACGUGAACAGUGAACUGAACGGUAAUUAAAGAAUCUG
Messenger RNA from Paramacrobiotus metropolitanus, 1033 nucleotides. RefSeq lists its product as uncharacterized. Lineage: Eukaryota; Metazoa; Tardigrada; Eutardigrada; Parachela; Macrobiotidae. The record is from RefSeq and is a predicted model, not a curated record. The transcript is spliced from 3 exons. The coding region runs from base 203 to 712 and encodes 169 amino acids. Gene Ontology annotation, cellular component: Golgi apparatus; ciliary membrane. Gene Ontology annotation, biological process: negative regulation of smoothened signaling pathway.